AUGGCAUCUGAGAAGCUUAAACCGAUCAGGGUCUGGACCUCCAAGAACGGCCCGAACCCAUGGAAAGUCCAUUUUGUCCUCGAGGAGCUUGGGAUCCCCUACGAAGAAAAGUACAUCGACUUCCCCGACAUGAAGAAGCCGCCCUUUGAAGCGAUCAACAUCAACGGGCGCGUACCCGCCAUCGAGGACGGCAACACGGGUAUCAUGCUGUGGGAGUCCGGCGCCAUCCUCGAGUACCUCGUCGAGACGUAUGACAAGGAGAAGAGGUCAAUCAGCUUCGAGCCGGGCACGGCCGACUACUUCCACGCCAAGCAGUGGCUGCACUUUCAAAUGUCCGGUCAGGGCCCGUACUUUGGCCAGGCCAUCUGGUUCCACCGGUACCACUCCGAAGACGUGCAGAGUGCCAAGGAUCGGUACGUCAAGGAAAUUCGGAGGGUUUCCUGGGUCCUUGACCGGGCACUCGAGGGACGCGAGUUCCUGGUGGGCGACAAGUGCUCCUAUGCGGAUAUUGCUUUUAUCCCCUGGUUCAAUGUCGCGUUCUACCCGUGGUAUAACAUGAAGGUUCCUGGUGCAUUUGCGGAUCAGAUCGAUUUUGCAAAGGAGUUCCCGAACACGGCCGCGUGGAUGGACAGGCUCAGAGCUAGGCCUGUCAUUGCGGAGACCUUGAAGAAGAGAGCUGCAACUCUGUAG
Messenger RNA from Colletotrichum abscissum, 690 nucleotides. Its product is annotated as glutathione S-transferase II. The record is from RefSeq and is a predicted model, not a curated record. The transcript has a single exon. NCBI's taxonomy places the organism in Eukaryota, Fungi, Ascomycota, Sordariomycetes, Glomerellales, Glomerellaceae. Bases 1 to 690 code for a protein of 229 amino acids.